This is a messenger RNA of Xenopus laevis (African clawed frog), 7862 nucleotides long. RefSeq names its product retinoid X receptor alpha L homeolog (gene rxra.L). The transcript is spliced from 12 exons. The coding region runs from base 254 to 1777 and encodes 507 amino acids. Gene Ontology annotation, molecular function: nuclear thyroid hormone receptor binding; nuclear steroid receptor activity; protein heterodimerization activity. Gene Ontology annotation, biological process: regulation of DNA-templated transcription; DNA-templated transcription; nuclear receptor-mediated steroid hormone signaling pathway. Gene Ontology annotation, cellular component: nucleus. Lineage: Eukaryota; Metazoa; Chordata; Amphibia; Anura; Pipidae. The record is from RefSeq and is a predicted model, not a curated record.
GUCAUUGGUUCGGCCGUCGCUUCUCCCCUCGGCGGGGCCCCGUUGCUCUGCAGCCCGAGGAGUUGGAGCGGGAGGCAGGACAAAUACUUUCCUUACAUUGUUGGUGAGUUUGCAGCAAGUCCUCCGCCUGGGCCCCCGACCCUGCUGGAUCCUACUGUCCCCGGGGCCCGUGGAUUCCCCACUCCCUGGCCGACCCCCGCUCUCCUGGCCGACCCCUCGCUGUGGGAUUGAUUGAGAUGAGCAGUCUCUGGGCAUGAGUUCAGCAGCCAUGGACACCAAACAUUUCCUGCCACUGGGUGGCCGUACAUGUGCCGAUACUCUCAGAUGUACGACCAGUUGGACUGCUGGAUACGAUUUUUCCAGCCAGGUAAACUCUUCGUCCUUAAGCUCCUCGGGCCUCCGUGGGUCUAUGACUGCCCCUCUGCUCCAUCCGUCCCUCGGCAACUCUGGCUUAAACAACUCCCUAGGUUCCCCUACUCAGCUCCCCUCUCCCCUCAGCUCCCCCAUCAAUGGAAUGGGCCCACCUUUCUCUGUUAUCAGCCCUCCGCUGGGCCCAUCAAUGGCCAUUCCUUCGACUCCCGGCCUCGGCUAUGGAACAGGCAGCCCUCAGAUCCAUUCCCCCAUGAACUCGGUCAGCAGCACAGAAGACAUCAAGCCUCCUCCGGGAAUCAACGGCAUCCUUAAAGUACCCAUGCAUCCCUCCGGAGCUAUGGCCUCUUUCACUAAGCACAUCUGCGCCAUCUGUGGUGACAGAUCUUCAGGCAAACAUUACGGGGUUUACAGCUGCGAGGGCUGCAAGGGGUUUUUCAAGCGGACGGUGCGGAAGGACCUGACUUACACGUGCAGGGAUAGCAAAGACUGUAUGAUCGACAAACGCCAGAGGAACCGGUGCCAGUACUGCCGGUACCAGAAAUGCCUGGCCAUGGGCAUGAAACGAGAAGGGAUGGAACACCAUCCAUCCCAGCAUUCCAGAGAUCUGCGAUGUCAGGCGGAACAAGCAGUACAGGAGGAGAGACAGAGGGGGAAGGAACGAAAUGAGAAUGAAGUAGAGAGUAGCAACAGUGCCAACGAGGACAUGCCGGUGGAGAAGAUCCUUGAGGCGGAGCACGCGGUGGAACCAAAGACAGAGACGUACACUGAGGCUAACAUGGGCCUUGCUCCCAACUCCCCCAGCGACCCCGUUACCAACAUUUGCCAAGCAGCAGACAAGCAGCUCUUCACACUGGUCGAAUGGGCAAAGAGAAUCCCGCAUUUCUCUGAGCUGCCGCUGGAUGACCAAGUUAUCCUCCUUAGGGCAGGGUGGAAUGAGCUCCUCAUAGCCUCUUUUUCCCAUCGGUCGAUAGCCGUCAAAGAUGGAAUCCUUCUGGCCACAGGACUUCACGUACAUCGGAACAGCGCUCACAGUGCAGGAGUCGGUGCAAUCUUUGAUAGGGUCCUCACUGAGCUGGUGUCCAAAAUGCGAGACAUGCAGAUGGACAAAACAGAACUCGGUUGCUUACGAGCAAUUGUCCUCUUCAACCCAGACUCAAAAGGUCUCUCGAACCCUUUGGAGGUUGAGGCUCUCCGAGAGAAGGUCUAUGCAUCGUUAGAAGCCUACUGCAAACAGAAAUACCCCGAACAGCCCGGGAGAUUUGCUAAACUUCUCCUACGCCUGCCAGCUCUACGAUCUAUUGGCCUCAAAUGUCUGGAACACCUCUUCUUCUUCAAACUAAUAGGAGACACACCAAUCGACACUUUCUUAAUGGAGAUGCUGGAAGCCCCUCACCAAAUGACUUAAGAAAAAUGGAGAUCUUUCGUUUGUGCGUUGAGGGCUAUGGACUCCUUGUUGGACGCCCUCAGGGACACUUUGGUCUCCAGGACACCUACAGCGGGAAAAAAAAGAAACCCAUCAUGAAAAAAAAAAAAAAACGUCCAAGAGCCCUUAACCCUAUGUCACAUCUGCGCCUUUACUCCAUCCACAGAGAUAGGGAAACACUCUAUCGUUAAGAAAAGUGGAGCAGCAACGGACAUCAGGGAUAUGUUGAAAGUGGGCUCCCCGUAUUUGCCUCUUUGGGAGAGAUGGCUUGUUUUGUCGCUGCUGAGGCUUCAGUUGUUGAUAUUGUUUGGCUCCAUGUUCCCCUCCAUCCCCGUCCAAACACCAGCACCUGGAGUCAAGGUGAAUUCGCACAGAUAUUGGAGAGUGAAUGUAUUUCUUUUUUUUUGUGUAUAACAGCUGGACUUUUCUGAUCUGAUUCCUGCGAUGGCCACUAAAAUGUAGAGGGGGGCACAUGCCUUCUUAACAAGCUACGAGGAGAAAAGCUGCGUCGCAAAGGUCUCCACUGGGGCUUCUUUUGCAUUUACAGCGUUAUGCCAUACUUGACUUUAGGCCUUAAAAAUGAAAGAACAAAACCCAUCUCAGAACAGAGCUUACCUUUUAUUUUUUCUCCUCAAGCAGGCAUAUACUAUGAUGAAUAUGGCCAUAGAACCGGACUAUUUUAUUCUGUGGUAUACUUGCUAAAGAGCAUAAAGGUAGCUCCACUGCCUAAUUCAUUGUGUAGAGCAGAGAUGUUGAAUCUGCAGUCCAGCGGCUGUUGUGGAACUCUGUUCUAAUGGGGCUGAAGUUCAACAGCAGCUCAAGGAACGCACUUUGGACAACCCUGCUGUAGGACAACCAUUGGGGUGAUUGUUAUAGCUUUUCUAUAAGGCACUAUAGAUCAAGGCACUACAGACAUACUUUGUAUUUUUACAAACAAAAGCUAUGACUAGGAUUGCCCAGACGAUACAAUGGGCAGCAAAUCCAAGUCAUUUUGUUCUGGUUAGACAAAGUAAGUUUUAUUGAAUUUGUUUCCCUGACCUGAGGGUACCGCUACAGAUUUCUGGAGGAGAUGGUAAUGUUGAAGAUUGGUUUGAUGGAGUCAAGUUCCUUUACAUUAUUACUUAAGACCUUUUUGUUUCUCUGGGAAGAUAGACGUCCCCUUCAGAGGAACCAAAUAUUCACUGUAGAAACCUUAAAGGGCCUCUUCUGCCAAAGAUCUAGUGGCCUCUUCUGAUAACUCCAUCACAACCAACUAUAGCCUUUAUAGGCCACUGUAUUGUAUGGCGUGGUCCCAUUUAUUAAGGUGCUUGUGGUCUCCCGAAAUGUACCCCGCACAAAGGUAUUAGUCUGGUACUGGAUACAUUAUGAGAGGCAGCAUCACACUGCAGAUGUUGAUAGAAGAUGUAUUGAGCUUUAAGCAGGCCAUACAUGCAGGUAUGAAAUAAUUUAGUAUUAUUUUUUUGGUGCAUGUAGGGUGGCACAACGAUUCUCACUGAUAUCGAUUGCUGAAUGGGCCAGUCUGCCAGUGCAUGGUGCAUCAGCAGACAUGGAAGUAAGGAGGAGCUGAAGCUAUUGGCUUGAAUUAUUGGAAGAAAACUUAGGUGGCCAUACUAUGUAUGGUCCUUAAUAUAGUAUAAAUAUUUGUGAGGCCCUCAGCCUGAUCAGUCCAAUACCAUGCAUGGUACAGGAUUGGCCAGUAAAUGGCCGUCUUUAGAUUGUAUCCAAGAUUCUCCUCCUUGAGGCCCAGGCAAUGUCUGUAGCCACCAAUUACACAAGCUUGGCUACAACAGGAGACCUAAGCCUCCAAUUUGUUUGUAGAAAACAAGGCACUAACUUCAGUUUUUGUUAGUGGAUCUCCACUUUGAGGGUCUCUCUCCUGAAAUCCUGAGCGGGAUAUAGCGAGAAACUUUUCACUCGACGUGUCCUCUUAACGGGCCGUUUCCAACAUCGGAAAUGGAAUUGUUGGUGAACAGAAUCACAGGGAACCUUAUAAAAGCUAUCUUGCAUUUUUUUUUAUUUUUGUUUUUUUUACAGGGUAGGUCAGUGCAAGUUUUGCAUUAGUUGAACUAUUUGGCCUUUUUUUUUUUUUCUUGUAAAGUGUAAAUGGUAUAUAUGUAUAUUUUCCAAAGAUAUUUGUUCUCUUUAUCUUCUUCUUCUUCUCUCUUGCUCUUGGCCUGUUCUGUGAAAAAGAGCGAGUUCAUUUUUGGAAUCUGAGCCAAUGCUAUUGCACGCUUCCGUGAAGCUUUUUCUUUCCUACUCUCUGCCCGCAACUGGUCAAGCGCUUUUAUUGCCUUUGUUAUACCUCUUCUGUAAAUCUCAGUUUCUACGUCUCGAGCAGCAGAACACACUCGCUUUUUUAAUCGAUCAUCUAGUGUAGGCCAAUAAACUUUGCAGUUGGGAGGGAGUUUUGGCCUCAGCGAUCAGUUGAUUUUUACUUAAGGGCGCAACUCUGGACUUUAUCCAGUCAACCAGUAUGCAACUGGUGGUGCCGGCACAUCGGUAACUCCUAUAGACGUACCUCCGAGGGUUCUUAAGUUAAAGCAAUUUUGGAUGAUGAGGGUGCGAUCAUGGAUAGAGGUCCAGUCAAUGAAAGCCAAUGAUCUCAAGGAAUUUGGUCACUCAUAAGGGUUUGUCUAAAGAUGUCCAGUAUAGCACUUUUGAAUCACACAAACCUAUGGUUGACAUCAUGAAGGCCAUUGGGCUUAGCAUUAUAGAUUAAGACCAACUUCAAGUGUCCCCACACUGUGGCCAAAUUCGACGUCAUCUUGGUGUUCUUCCACUCCGAGGGUGGUCAUUCCAAAUUCUAAAGUUUUGAGUAGUUUUAUUGUCAAUGUGGAAAAUGCACUCUUCAGUAUGAGAACGUAUCUUUUUGUUAGCCUUGUUUUAAGAAAAAAAUCUACUUAAGCCUCUUCUGGCCCUCUCUGAAUGGCGUUUUCAUGACGGUUACUCAAAUAUACCAAGUGCCUGUGUGGCAAUGUUCUUUAUUGGGGUUUGAGUUUUUGUUUUUCUCCUCUGCUGGAAUGGGAUACUUUCAGCUCAAAAACAACUUCACUUGAAUGGAAUGCAGUCAUAUUUAUAGCCGGGAGGGGAAGGAGUUUUGGUUCCUUGAAUAAGAUGAGAAUUCGGAGCACGUUUCUGACCUAUGACAUGACCAGACCAAGACACCAGCAUUUUUUGGUUUCAUUUACUAAAAAUCUGCAGAAUGGGGUAAAACCUAAAUGAAGGUUUCUCUGUGCAAAACACCAAUCACUCAGGUACUUUGUGUUUAGUGUCGAGUGGUGGGGAUGCCAUAACUUGUAAGAAAGAAACGUUGGUAAAUGCAGAUGACUUACUGUUUUGCCUACAGUUCUAUAUGGGAGAAAGGUCCCAAAACAAAACAAGUCAUCAAUAGCCUGGCCCACUCAAAAUGCAACCAAUUUCCAUAGAUCAGAUUCACUGUACAGUAGAGGACACUGCCCUAAAGGAGGCGCUGUAGAGCACUUUUGUUUAAUAACCAACCACAAGCCCAACACCACUUACUACUAGUGCCUUAACAUACUCAUGAUCCCUAGCUAGGCAAUAGUAACCGGUCUUAGUGCCUUACUCCAUGCACCAAAACACCAGCGUGGGCAUCAGGAAGGCUGGCAAUCACUUCAACCACACCUUUUCCAAAUUCACGAGAAGCAAUGAUGGAAACCUGCAGGGAUAAGUGAAAUGCCUUAAAGCAUUAAGCAUCCCAAAUACUAUCAUUAUCACACGCCGCUCACAUUUGCACGCACACUGCUCCAUGUCUAAACCCCAAUGAAUGUUUUGUGUUCUUGUGAUAGUCCCAUUCUUUAGAAGACCCGGUGUAGACAUUACUUGCAUACACCUAGUUGAGCCUUCAAUGAAUUAUAUACUCUGCAGAGUGCAAAUAGUAAUCUACGUGCCUAAAAUAGACCACAGUCUUCUCUAAACCCCAUCCACUAGAAUAGUGAUUGCUCUGGAAUGAGUCAAUACUGAAAUCUCUCUCUUAACAGUAAGGGCAAGUUCUUCCAUCGGAAUGUCCCCAAUGGAGUCAAUGCAUUUACCUACGGAUCUUGUCCAUCCUCCUGUUAUGUGGAUCUUCUACCAUACUUCUUGAAGGUCUUCUGGACUGUGGAAAUGUAAACACUCAGGGCCACCUGCUGUUCAUUUCAGCUGAUUAGUCACAGUUGGCAGAAAAUUACGUUCCUGAGAACGGAGAUGACUUUCCUCUGACUUAAAUUUAUGCCGACUGUGGUCAGUUGGCUGAAAUGAACAGCAGGAGGCGCUGUUCUUCCAAAUGCAUUAUAUCAGAAUUAUAAAAAUGGGCAAAUAUCACAGAAAAUAAGGUGUAAAGUGCAAAAAGUAUUGUGAGCAUUUGCAAGGGUUUACAUUUCCAUUAAGUUGAUCUAGUUUCAGUAGGGCCAACCCAUACUCACACCUAAGAUGUUCUUUGGAACCUCUAACUGGAAUGGGAUCAAGAAAGGUGAAGACCAUUUUGUUUAUCCAAUCAGAUUGUAUAGGAAACAGCCCAAAGCUUGCAGUCUCUAAGAGGCCUACCUAUAGCAUUAUAGCUAUCGUCAGUAUCUAUAGGCCAGGGUUAAAUCAAUGGCAGUGGAAGGGUGGGCAACGAUAGGCAAAAGGUCUAGUGCAUCUGUUUUGAGAUGUUGUGUGUCGCACAGAAUUCAUAGGUAGUUACUGGUAUCCGGAUCGUUUUUACCAGCACAAAGAGAUUAUGUUGUAUUGUGCUUGUGAUACGGUGUAAAAAGUUAUCUAUUAAAAAAAAUAAAAAAAAUAGUUGAAAGAAAAAAAAUUAUCAGAAAGGGUAAAAGAAAAAAAAAUCUAUUGUAUCAGCAAAAUAAAGAAAAUCUAUUUUUGUAUGGAAGAAAGUUUAUCCCUUUUAUUGCAGGUUUUUUUUUUUUUGUAAUCACUUUCGAUGUGUUCUUGCCUAUUACACUUGGUGGAGCCAGCGGGGGGCUGCCAUCGGUAUGCCCUCAUUGUAGAAGUGGGAGUCAAUGAUGGGAAAUAGGACAACUGGGCAAAAUGUUAAUGGGGAGCCAGGACUAGUACCAAAUCUAAAAUCUCAUCCUGAAGGCCUAAACUUUGCUUGGUUUAGAUGGGUGGGAAGCAAUGAUGGGAAAUAGGACAACGGGGCAAAAUGUUAAUGGGGAGCCAGGACAAGAGCCAAGUCUAAAAUCUCAUCCUGAAGGCCUAAACUUUGCUUAGUUUAGAUGGGUGGGAAGCAAUGAUGGGAAAUAGGACAACAGGGCAAAAUGUUAAUGGGGAGCAAAGCCAAGAACAAAGUCUAAAAUCUCAUCCUGAAGGCCUAAACUUUGCUUGGUUUAGAUGGGUGGGAAGCAAUGAUGGGAAAUAGGACAACAGGGCAAAAUGUUAAUGGGGGGCCAGGACAAGAACCAAGUCUAAAAUCUCAUCCUGAAGGCCUAAACUUUGCUUGGUUUAGAUGGGUGGGAAGCAAUGAUGGGAAAUAGGACAACAGGGCAAAAUGUUAAUGGGGAGCAAGGACAAGAACCAAGUCUAAAAUCUCAUCCUGAAGGCCUAAACUUUGCUUGGUUUAGAAGUUCUGUUAUUGGGGUGUAGGACUGGGAAGACCAUCCGACAUUAGUUGCAGAACCCAUUGACUGUGCAGCCUCAUUGGAAAGUUUCCAAUGGGGCUGCAGAGCCAACGGGUUCUGCAACUGCGAUGUCUCGGCCCAUUGGGUAAGAACCCCUGGUGGAAGGCAUUGAUGGUAGCCCCCCCAUUGGCCACAGUAUUAUCCCAUGUUAGAGUGAAAGGUGGGGCGAAGGCACGGCUAGGGUAUUUAUAUACCAGUUCAUGGCAGCUAGGUGGUAUAUGAAAUCAGCAGAGACCCCCGCCCACCAAGUUCAAAAGCAACCAAUCGGCUGUGUUCAUGUGACUGCCUUCCCGCUCGGCUCUGUUUUACUGUGAAAUCACCUUCUGCACACGUCGGCUUCGAGAUGCAACGACGCAUUGGGAAUCUUGAGUAUUUUCUUGACGAAUAAAUGGUAUUAGAAUUGUAAACAAAAAAAACUCAGCGUUUUUAAAUAUAAUUCCAAGUUCAAGUUG